Molecule: messenger RNA, 745 nt
Organism: Anopheles moucheti
Lineage: Eukaryota; Metazoa; Arthropoda; Insecta; Diptera; Culicidae
Exons: 2
Coding region: 82-606 (174 amino acids)
Source: RefSeq, a predicted model, not a curated record
GUGUUGUUAGCCCGAGUCAUUUCUGGUUUUACGAUCGAAAGUGGUGUUGUGUAUCGGUGUCCCUGCUACGAAAACUUCUCGAUGGCCUCUCAAAUACCACGAGUCGAUAUUGUUUUCCUGGCGUACAGCCCGGUUGCCGGGAAGGCCCCGUCGGUUACGCUGGAUAGCAUUUGCACGGUUAGUUUGUACGAGUUGCAGCGACAUCUUCAGACGAAGCGUGCUGAACGGAACAGUAUGGGUGUGGCGGCGUACAAACACUACAAAUGGUACAAUGCGGUGCUGGCAGAGGAGCUACGAACGAUCGGCAAAGGACAAUCGCGUCCUUUGCUGCAGGCUUUCCAUUGGUACAUCGAAACCUCCAACAGAGAUGCGUUCCGAAUCGAGGAUCAGCAUUACGAUGCCGUAUCGCUAAUAGUGACGGCUGAGGUUGAACACUGGUAUUGUGCUCGCCCUGGCCCCAGUGUCCAGGGUAGUCGGGCACGGAUACCGUUCGGUGAACAAUCGAACAUUACGAUCGCACCACUAACGCCGAAAGUUGUCUCCAGUCAGCAGCUGCUACGCCGACACCGAUCGACAACUCUCGAAAGAAUUAGAGAGGAAUGUUAAAGCAUCUCCCCGUUCUCAUUGUGCUAGUUGUGUUGUGUUUUUGUUACCUUGUGGCCCUCAUUUAUCAAAUUGGGCAAGAACAUUGUGUACGUACUAUCACCUCCUUUACCACCCUAGCUCCUACAGCCUAUCAGAUCUC